UAGUAAUUGAUUCAUCAAUUAUUAUGCACACCCUUGAAUAUUGUACAGAUGCAAGAAUGCUUGGCUCCUUUGAAACCUUGUAAAAAAAAAUUUACUUUGUCUAAAAGCUAAUCAUUGAUAAAGUACACGACAUACGAAGGGUAUUUUUAAAUAAAACGUUUAGCUGUAUACCCAUUUAUGAUGGAUAUUCUCAAGGCAGAAAUAAUGAAAAAACGAAAACAAUUAGAAGAAAGUAAUGUUUUGAAAAACAACAAAAAAUAUUUUAGAAGAGGUGAGCUAAUAUCAAAAGAUCAAGAAGUAAAAGAGGUACAAAAUAGUAACGAUGAAGAUGAUAAAGUUAAUAUUAGGCAACAGCAAGAAGAAUGUGAAACAGAUGAUAGUUCUGAACAUUCAACAUUACCUAGACAUGAAGUGAUUAAAAGAUUACGUGAAAGAAAUGAACCAAUAUUAUUAUUUGGAGAAUCAGAAAUAGAAGCAUUUAAAAGGUUAAGAAAAUGUGAGAUUCUUGAACCUGAAGUAAAUAAGGGUUUUAGGAAUGAUUUUCAAGAAGCUAUGGAACAAGUGGAUCAGGCAUAUCUAAAUGAAAUAUUAGCUUCAUCAAAACCACAAGAUCGUGAUGGAAAAGGAGAUGUCCAUGUACCUGAUGAAGGAGUGACCUAUGAAGAUCUGCAGAAAAUGUCUGUCAAAUUAAACAAGGGUGACAGGGAUUUUGAUUUACAUGUGAUUACACAGUUUAUACAAUUUUUGGUGCAAAUGUGGGGUAUUCAAUUAAAUAGUAGGAGCACUGCUGAAAAAAUGAGCACUAGAGGAAAGAUGGCUAGUGCUACUUAUGCUCAAACAAGAGAAUACUUAAAACCUCUCCUUAGAAAAUUAAAAAACAAAUCUUUGCCUGAAGAUAUCACUGACAGUUUAACUGAUAUUGUAAAACAUUUACUUGAACGCAAUUAUAUUUUGGCAAGUGAUGCAUACUUGCAGAUGGCUAUUGGAAAUUCUCCAUGGCCUAUUGGUGUUACCAUGGUUGGUAUUCAUGCACGUACUGGAAGAGAAAAGAUCUUCUCUAAAAAUGUGGCACAUGUAAUGAAUGACGAAACUCAAAGGAAAUACAUUCAAGCUUUAAAAAGAUUGAUGACUAAAUGUCAAGAAUAUUAUCCUACAGAUCCUUCUCGAUGUGUAGAAUAUUCAAAAAUAUAAUAUUGUUAAGUGAAAUAAGUAGAUAAGUAUGUAUUAUAGAAUAAAAAAUAUUAAAUAUAUUUGA
Molecule: messenger RNA, 1255 nt
Organism: Megachile rotundata (alfalfa leafcutting bee)
Lineage: Eukaryota; Metazoa; Arthropoda; Insecta; Hymenoptera; Megachilidae
Gene: Prp18
Product: pre-mRNA processing factor 18
Biological process (GO): generation of catalytic spliceosome for second transesterification step; RNA splicing
Cellular component (GO): U2-type post-spliceosomal complex; U5 snRNP; U4/U6 x U5 tri-snRNP complex
Source: RefSeq, a predicted model, not a curated record